Diospyros lotus (date-plum) is the source of this 3684-nucleotide messenger RNA. Its product is annotated as receptor-like protein 9a. Lineage: Eukaryota; Viridiplantae; Streptophyta; Magnoliopsida; Ericales; Ebenaceae. The record is from RefSeq and is a predicted model, not a curated record. Gene Ontology annotation, molecular function: protein binding. The coding region runs from base 23 to 3646 and encodes 1207 amino acids. The transcript is spliced from 9 exons.
AAAACAAGUAUUGGUGAAAAAUAUGGCAAGUACUACAUCUCAUUCUAUGUGGGCGUGGAUGAUGACAAUGGUAGUGUCAAUGUUGGUGAAUGAAAUGUGUUGUCAUGGGUGUUGGGAGCAAGAGAGGGUUGCCUUGCUACACCUCAAAGCUUCCAUAAACUACCCAAAUGGUAACUCUUUGCUUUCUUGGGUGGAUAAUAAAUCAUCCAAUUGUUGUCAAUGGGAAAGGGUUGAAUGCAGCAACACGUCAGGGAGAGUGAUUCAACUCUCUCUUAAUCAAACAAGAGAUUGGGAAUAUAGAAAAGAUUGGUAUUUCAAUGCUUCUUUAUUUCUUCCCUUUAAAGAGAUCAAGACUCUUGAAUUAGCAGAUAAUGCAUUAGUUGGUUGGACUAAGAAUGAAGGUUUUGAAAGACUUUCUAAAUUGAUAAAUCUUGAAAUUCUUGAUUUGAGUGAAAACUAUUUCAAUAAUAGUAUUAUUUUGGAAUUUGUUGGUGAAAUUUCAUCUUUGAAGUCCCUAUAUCUCAGAGAUAAUCUAUUGGGAAACUCUAUUCAGUUGACAAGUUUUGAAAAACUUUCUAUGUUGACCAAUCUUGAAGUUCUUGAUUUAAGUGACAACGGGAUUAAUAACUCUAAAAUUCUAGAAUGUAGUGGUGGAAUUUCGUCUUUAAAGUCUCUAUAUCUCGAAGGUAAUAGCUUGGGAAGCUUGGUUAAUUUGACAAGUUUUGAAAAACUUUCUUUGUUGACCAAUCUUGAAGUUCUUGAUUUAAGUAACAGCAGGAUUAAUAACUCCAAAAUUCUAGAAUGUAUUGGUGAAAUUUCAUCUUUAAAGUCUCUAUAUCUCGUAGGUAAUAGCUUGGGAAACUCGGUUCAUUUGACAAGUUUCGAAAAACUUCAUAAGUUGACCAAUCUUGAAGUUCUUGAUUUGAGUUACAACGAGAUUAAUAAUUCCAAAAUUCUAGAAUUUAUUGGUGAAAUUUCAUCUUUAAAAUCUCUAUAUCUUAUAGGUAGCUUGGGAAGCUCAUUUCAUUUGAGAAGUUUCGAAAAACUUCAUAAGUUGACCAAUCUUGAAGAUCUUGAUUUGAGUUCAAAUGAGAUCAAUAAUUCCAAAAUUUUAAAAUUUAUUGGUGAAAUUCCAUCUUUAAAGUCUCUAUAUCUUUACGGUAAUAAGUUGACAAAUUUGAAUCAGGAAUCAAAAUUGGCGAAUCUAGAAGUUCUUAAUUUAGCUGGUAAUUCGAUAACCAACAUCAUAUGGUCUUCUUUAAUGGGAUUUCCUUCGUUAAAAAUAUUGGAUUUGAGAUGGAACUAUAUAAACGAAAGUAUUUCUAACCAAGGCUUUGAAAACGUGACGCACUUGGAAGAAUUGUACUUGGACAAUGCUAACUUACCCAUUGACUUUCUUUCAAACAUUGGUGCCAUGACAUCACUUCAAUGUUUGUCAUUGAGUAGCUCAGGACUCAAUGGGACCCUGCCCUCUCAUCAAGGUUUGUGUGAAUUGAAGACUCUUCAAGAGAUUGACUUGAGUUAUAAUGGACUAAGGGGUCACUUGCCUUGGUGCUUGGCAAACUUGACAUCUCUUAGGUUUUUGGAUAUCUUUGGCAACCAAUUUUCUGGGAAUAUUGCAUUGUCUCCUCUUCCUAAUCUCAUAUCAUUGGAAUAUCUUAGGCUUUCAAGUAACAAUUUUCUAGUCCCAAUAUCAUUCAAGUCAUUUUAUAACCUCUCUAAACUGACGAUGCUGGAAAGUGUUGACAACAAAUUUUUGGAAGAAGAGGACAUUCUUGGUUCAGUCCCAAGUUUUCAAUUGAUUCAAAUCCAUCUUUCUAAUUCUGAACAUGGUAGAAACACUUUCAUGCCUCUACCCAACUUUUUUUACUAUCAAACUCAACUCAAAAUGGUUGAGCUCUCUGGAUUUGAUUUUGGUAGAACAUCCCCAGCGUGGUUGUUGGAGAACAAUACUGGACUACAAGCAUUUUUCCUGAUAAAGAAUUUGUUUUUUGAACCUUUCCAAUUGCCCUCGUCUCCAAUGACACAACUUCUUGCAUUAGAUAUCUCCAACAAUAAUUUCUAUGGUGUCAUCCCAUACAAGAUUGGCAGUUCUUUCCCCAAGUUAAAAUUGCUAAACAUGUCUAGAAAUAAAUUUGAAGGCAUGAUUCCAUCUUCAUUAGGUAACAUGACUUCUCUAUAUGUUCUGGACCUGUCAAAUAACCAAUUAUCCGGUAUAAUUCCUACACAAUUGGCAAUGGGUUGUAGCUUCUUGGAAGUGCUGAAACUAUCAAACAAUUACUUGACAGGCCCUAUAGUACCCCAUGAAAAUGCCUUGACAAACUUAAAGUGGUUGCAUCUGGACAAAAAUAAGUUCACAGAAAUCCCACACAACUUAUUCAAUAGUACUGUCUUGCAAUUGUUGAAUCUUAGCCAUAAUCAUCUUGAAGGUGAGUUUCCUGUUAAGUUUUGCCAAUUUGAUGGACUACAACUAUUGGAUCUUUCUGACAACAAUUUUACUGGGACAAUACCAUCUUGCUUCAAUGUCGAAUACCUAGAGCAAAUUCAAUUAUCCAAUAAUAGCCUAAAUGGACCAUUUCCAGAGGUGUUUCAUCGAUUAAAGAAUCAUAUAAAAAUGAUAGAUCUUUCAAAUAACCAUUUUAAUGGCAGCAUUCCAAAUUGGAUCGAUAGCUUUUCCUCGCUAAGUAUUCUUAUAUUGAAAAAUAACCACUUUGAAAGUAAUAUCCCAUAUCAGAUUUGCCACUUGUCUAACUUAACCUUAAUCGAUCUUUCUUCCAAUAAGUUGUCAGGUAGCAUUCCUCGUUGCUUCAAUAACAUCACAUUUGAUUCAGAAAACGAAAUAGGAGAAAAUUAUUCUAUUUCAACUAGCUACUGCAUCGAAGGACCCGUGUUCCCUAACCUAAAAAUUCUUAGUCAUCCAAGUUUCAAAGGUUGUUUCAAUAAUGAAGAUGCCAUCAUGUUCACGCAGAAAGGAGUUUCCUCAUUACAAGUGGAGUUCACAAACAAAGGAAUGCCCUUGUCUUACACAGGAGUGCCUCUGCUCCUUUUUUCGGCAAUCGAUCUCUCCAACAACAAAUUAACUGGCCACAUACCUCUUGAAAUUGGCAACCUUACCAAAAUCAAAGCACUGAACCUAUCCCACAACAACUUGACUGGAGGAAUCCCCCCAACUCUUUCCAAGUUAGAGAACAUAGAGAGUUUGGAUCUUUCUCACAACAACUUAAAUGGGAAUAUCCCCUCUCAACUUACUAAUCUAUACUUACUGGGAACGUUCAAUGUGUCUUACAACAACUUAAGUGGGAGGAUACCUCAGGCAACAAAUCAAUUUGGAACUUUUGACUCAAGUAGUUAUAUUGAGAAUCCAUUUCUUUGUGGAGAGCCAUUACCAAAUAAUUGCAUAGAUUCACCUCCAUCAGUCAAUAAAAAUGCAAGUGUGGUAUCCAACUUUAUCGAUCUGGACACUUUUUAUAUGAGCUUUGCAGGGUCUUACACAAUUGCUUUACUAGCUAUUGCAGGAAUUUUGUAUAUAAAUCCACAUUGGAGACGGGCAUGGUUCCAUGUAAUUGAGGUUUUCAUCACCUUCAACUACAACUUUGUUGUGGAUAAUAUGUGGAGAAUCAAAAUUAGUUUCCUUUGUAGAUAUUGAUAAUUACUCCAGUGAAAUAAUAAUGUUGUUGUAUGUAU